Asterias rubens (European starfish) is the source of this 687-nucleotide messenger RNA. RefSeq names its product putative cell-type specific agglutination protein pfl7. Lineage: Eukaryota; Metazoa; Echinodermata; Asteroidea; Forcipulatida; Asteriidae. Gene Ontology annotation, cellular component: extracellular region. The transcript is spliced from 2 exons. The record is from RefSeq and is a predicted model, not a curated record. Gene Ontology annotation, molecular function: chitin binding. Bases 1 to 687 code for a protein of 228 amino acids.
AUGUUUCGAGUUAAAGAAGGGAAAUCGGAUGCUUUUUCGGGCAAUCAACUAAAGAGUACAGCAAUACCCGGCGGAACCAAUGGUGUACCAGCUUCUCAAUCGGUAGUCAUUACUGCUCAUGCAACCAGCAAUGCACCGGCAACCAGCGACAUACCGGUUACCAGCAACAUGCCAGUAACCAGCGACAUACCGGUUACCAGCAACAUGCCAGUAACCAGCGACAUACCGACAACCAGCGACAUACCGGUGACCAGCGACAUACCGACAACCAGCGACAUAUCGGUAACCAGCGACAUAUCGGUAACCAGCGACAUACCGUUAACCAGCAAACCGGCAACCAGCAAUGCACCGGCAAUCACCGACCAAGCAACAGCAUCUUCAACCACAAUUGGUGAGCUGAUGAACAGUUUACCAGCUUCUCAAUCAGUCAUUACUACUCAUGCAACCAGCGACAAACUGGCAACCAGCGACAAACCGGUAACCAGCGGCAAACCUGUAACCAGCUUCUCCUGCGACGGAAGAGCUGAUGGUGGGCUCUACCCCGACCAAAACGACUGUGGUAUGUACUACCAAUGCGAUCAUAGUCAACCCAAGCACAUGCGCUGCAACACUGACCAACACUUCAAAGUAACUGGUAGCGAGAUCGGUUAUUGCACGUGGCCAAAUAAUGCAAAUUGCAACUUUUAA